Molecule: messenger RNA, 518 nt
Organism: Alternaria alternata
Lineage: Eukaryota; Fungi; Ascomycota; Dothideomycetes; Pleosporales; Pleosporaceae
Exons: 3
Coding region: 86-349 (87 amino acids)
Source: RefSeq, a predicted model, not a curated record
UCCAACGCCCAUCUCUUCCAUCACCUUCGUCCACAACUUUAAAUUCCACCUAACAAACAUCAUCCAACUCUCCAACACCAUCAUCAUGCAGAUCCAAGCAAUCCUACUCCUCUUGGUCGCCACAGUCUCCGCCUGGCAAUGCUUCGAUCAUGAUGAACACUUUACCACGAACCAUGCCCAGUUGGCUGAAGGCAGUGAUCCCAACAACCAGUGGGGAUACUGCCCAUCUGCCAAGGGAUGUUGCGCCGAUGGUAAGACGUGGUACGCCUGCAAGAACGUGGUGCUGCCUGCAGUGUCUCUGGAGGCAGGACUUCUUGCUAGAGUUAUCGUGAGCUACGGACUCACGUAGUUUCGUCGAGACCAUUACACACAGAAGCAAUCUACUAGUUCCCAAAAGCAACAUACCAUACAAUCGAAUGCUGGAAUGAACAUAAAGGGCAACCCUGUAUUUGGUACGGAUGCUAGCUGUGCCUACUCACAUUGCGAUGCCCUCAAUAAUGCAUUGACACGUUUGAGAU